AUGAAGUUCUUCACCAUCGCCACUCUCUUCCUCGGCGCGGCCGUCGCCGCUCCCAAGGAAGCCACCAAACAGGCUACCGGGGCCACGGAGAGUAAGGAAGCCACCGAGGGUGGCUACGGGGGAUACGGCUACGGCGGUAAUUACGGUGACGGCUACGGUGGAUACGGUUACGGCCGUGGAUAUGGCUGGGGAGAUUACUACAAGCGGGACCAGGGCGAGGCCGAUGCCGGCCUGCAGAAGCGCGAUGAAGCCGGUGGCUACGAUCGUGGAUACGGCUACGGCGGCUAUGGAGGCUAUGGCUGGGGCCCCUACAAGCGUGAAGAGAGCGAAAUUGCAAAGCGUGACAACCAGGGCGGUUACGGAGGUUACGGCUACGGUGGAUAUGGGUAUGGCCGUGACUAUGGCUAUGGAGGCCGCCGUGGCUGGGACUACGGCUACGGCCGCGGCUGGUGA
Messenger RNA from Hirsutella rhossiliensis, 453 nucleotides. RefSeq lists its product as uncharacterized. The transcript has a single exon. Lineage: Eukaryota; Fungi; Ascomycota; Sordariomycetes; Hypocreales; Ophiocordycipitaceae. The coding region runs from base 1 to 453 and encodes 150 amino acids. The record is from RefSeq and is a predicted model, not a curated record.